Messenger RNA from Rosa chinensis, 1599 nucleotides. RefSeq names its product putative casein kinase II subunit beta-4. Gene Ontology annotation, cellular component: protein kinase CK2 complex; cytoplasm. Gene Ontology annotation, molecular function: protein kinase regulator activity. The record is from RefSeq and is a predicted model, not a curated record. Bases 246 to 1121 code for a protein of 291 amino acids. Lineage: Eukaryota; Viridiplantae; Streptophyta; Magnoliopsida; Rosales; Rosaceae. The transcript has 5 exons.
CCCUCUCCGAUCUCUCUCCGUCCCCCACUGUUUGUUCUCUCUCUCUCUCCUAGAGUAGCUGAACCAAACCCGCCAAUAUGAGCUAGCGAUCCAAAACCGAGAAAGCCCUAGCCCUGCGUCUUCCCUUUGCCCUAGGGCUUGGUGAUUUCCGAUUUCGUUUAAUUUGCUGUGGGGUUUCGAUUCGAGGCAUGUUGGGGUGAGAGUAUUAGGGGGAAUCGGAGAAGAAGAAGAAGAAGAAGGAAGAGAUGUAUAGAGAGCGAGGGUCGGGUGGGUCGAAGAUGACGGAGGUGGGGGCGGUUGAUCGGAAGCGGAUCAACGACGCCUUGGACAAGCAGCUGGAGCGAUCGUCGCCGUCGACUUCUAGGGCUGCAAUCAACGGCAAGGAUGGCAGCAGUAAUAAGCCUCUUAUCAUGGGGGGUAAGGGUUUGAUAUCUGAUCAUCGUAGAGACUCUCGCUCUGCCUCUGCUUCUCUAUCCAAAACCAAUUGCUCUGAUGAGGAAUCUGAAACAGAUAGUGAAGAGUCAGAUGUUAGUGGUUCAGAUGGGGAUGACACAUCUUGGAUAUCAUGGUUUUGCAAUUUGAGAGGAAAUGAGUUUUUUUGUGAAGUUGAUGAUGAUUACAUACAAGAUGAUUUCAACCUUUGUGGGCUAAGCAGCCAAGUUCCGUAUUAUGAUUAUGCACUUGAUUUGAUCUUGGAUGUUGAGUCUUCACAUGGUGAUAUGUUUACAGAAGAACAAAAUGAAUUAAUUGAAUCAGCAGCGGAGAUGCUCUAUGGUCUGAUUCAUGUACGAUAUAUUUUGACCAGCAAGGGCAUGGCUGCCAUGCUAGACAAAUACAAAAACUAUGAUUUCGGGAGAUGUCCAAGAGUGUACUGCUGUGGACAACCCUGCCUCCCAGUUGGCCAAUCAGACAUCCCACGGUCAAGCACUGUAAAAAUAUACUGCCCCAAGUGUGAAGAUAUCUACUACCCUCGAUCGAAGUAUCAAGGUAACAUUGACGGAGCCUAUUUCGGAAGUACAUUUCCUCACCUGUUCUUGAUGACGUACGGGCACCUGAAGCCACAGAAGUCAUCACAGAGCUAUGUUCCAAGAGUGUUUGGCUUCAAGCUUCACAAGCCAUGAUGCUGAAUUUUCAAGCUUGAGCUGGGGUUCAUACAAGACUUCCUUCCCUCUGUCAGAAAUGCUCUUGAGGAUUCAGGGCAGGGUUACUCGGAUAUAAAUUUAACUUUCAUGUGUUCUCAAUCCACUAUAAAUCAAUUUGCAGCCAUUCCAAGCUUCAUUUUCCAUUUGAGCUGCCUCUUGGUGAGCUUUUAUAGAACUUAUCCGGUUGGUUUUAGUAUUAAUAAUUACUUUCUAGUGGUUUUCUGCCGACUUUUUUCUCUUCAUUUUCAUGUUAGCUCAGCUGGGAUUACUGACAUUUUGAGAAUAGCCACCCGUCAUCCCUAUCUUAUAUUUUCAGAAUGUUUUCUGUAGUCCCGUAAUAUUCUUGUCUAAUGAUUUUAGUUUGAUCUGUCAAGUCAGCUGUAGGUUGUAUGCACUUAACGUUGGAAUAUAUUGUCAUAUAUACCAUCUACAAUUCUACGUUCAGAUAUUUGUAAUG